Molecule: messenger RNA, 2649 nt
Organism: Dictyostelium discoideum AX4
Lineage: Eukaryota; Evosea; Eumycetozoa; Dictyosteliales; Dictyosteliaceae
Exons: 4
Coding region: 1-2649 (882 amino acids)
Source: RefSeq, a predicted model, not a curated record
AUGUGGUCUAAAUCACAAUUAAUUUUCUUUAUAAUUAUUUUAUAUAAUAUAUUAUUUAUAAAUGGAAAUUUAAUUGAUACUGAUUAUUCAAAAACAUUUAAACCUUUUUUAGAAACAAAGAAUAAAAUUGGAAAUGUAAUAAAGGAUCCAAAAACUGAACAAAUAUAUGUAAUUGGUGAAUAUCAAACUCAACCUGAACAAGCUGAUAAAACUUUUUCAGGAAAUAAUUUUUAUACAUUAGCACCAAAAAUACCAAUUCCAAAUUUUGUUUUUGAAAAUUCAACAUCAAAAACACCAAAACCAACGCCAACACCAUCAAUUAAAACAAAAUCAAAAACACCAAAACCAAUUGAGUCAUCAUCCUCAUCAUCAUCAGAAACAGAUGAACUUAUAACUGGUUUAAAAAAAAACUAUUUUAAAGUUAUCAAAGCUUCAAUUUAUGAUGGUUGUGUUGCUUACCUUGGUAAAGGUUUACAAGAUGGUAAUACUUUUAUAGCAAUGUAUAAUUUAAAUAAUGUUCCUGAUUUUUAUCAAGUUGAUUCAUCUCAUAAUUAUUUAAGUCUUAGUAUUGAUGAUACAUUUAUAUGGGCAACUUAUAAAGAAGCAAAUCAAGUUUAUCUUAAACCAAUAAUUCAUGAUGGUUGUAAAAAAAUUAUACAUAAGAAUGAUCCAUAUGUACCAAUGCCAGUUAAUAUUACAAAUCCAGAGGAUGUAAUUUCUCAACCAAUCACAUCAUCAAGUAGAUAUAUUUAUAUUUAUGAUAGUGCUGCACAUGUUUUGGUUAAAUUUACUCAUAGUUCAAGUUUACAAAAAUUUGAAGAAACUGAAGGUGGAAGAUUAAAUGUUCUUGAUGCUUGCUCAGUUAGAUUAUAUCGUUAUGAUCAAGAAAAAAGAAAUACCUAUUGGAUGGUAUCAAAAAAAGAUGGCUUUACACUUUAUAAUGAAAGAAGUGAAAAGUCAAUUUCAUUAACAAAAGAUGGUGAUACCACUGACUAUUGUGCACCAUUUGCAACAAAAGGUUUAGAUACUUUUUAUGCUUUACCAGGAUCUGAUGAAUUAAGUAGAAGUAUACCUGGAGUUUCAUUUGAAGUAACACAUCCUUGUUAUGGUGAUAAAGGUACUGGUGAAAUUAAAAUACUUGCACCACCAGGUGUUUUCCAAAUUAAAUGGGAAGAUCAAUUAACUGCAACUAAAUCUUUGAUAAGAAAAAAUUUAAAAGAUGGUGAUUAUAUUCUACAAUAUUGGUUAAGUGGAAUUGAUGACUCAACUGAUAUGGUUAGAAAGAAUAUUUCGAUUAUUACACCAGAGAAUCCAAUGUUUAUUAAUGUAACACAUGCAUGCUUGAAUGCUGCACAAGGUGUUUUCAAUUUUACAAAUUUAAAACAUCCAGAUUUCAGUUAUGAAUAUAUUCUAUACAGUGAAGAUGGUAAAAAACCAGUGAUUCUUAAGGAUGGAAGUGUUUUUCCUGGCUUGUAUGGUGAUAAAAAUUAUACUGUUAACAUUACCACCACAAGUAAAGACGUUUUCAAACAUCAAUGUACCUAUUCAGUAAAAGAGUUUCUUCCAAAUGAUAAAGUUGAGAAACCAAUCAUUGAAUAUACAAAUUUAACAUGUGCAGAUUCAAAGGAUGCUAGAAUUAAAAUUGUAAAUUUCAAACCAGAGAAAUACAAUUACAUUGUAACACCAACAAAAUAUAAUAUAACAUCAGAGGGUACCAUUGAGAAUAUAAGUGAUUUAAAUAUUGUUAUAAAGGCAGAAAUUAAAGGUGGUGUAUGUUCACAAAUUGUAAGUGUCGAUAUUUAUUCACCACCUUCUGCAAAGGUAGUUAAAGAAAAACUUAAACCAAAGGUAAUUAAAUCACUAUGUUUUGGUUCAAAAGGUUCAAUUAAAGUUGCAUCAAUGGAUGGUAUUGAUUUCGAGUUGACAGAUUCAAAAGGUAAAGUUCAUCAACCAUUUAUUAAUAAAAUUAAAACUUUGGAAUUUAAUGGUUUAAUAGCUGAUAAAUAUAUUCUUGAAGCAAAGAUUAAAUCAACAAGAGGUGAAAGUUUGUAUUGUGGUUCAGUAUCAAAUAAUUUAACUUUGGCACAACCAAAAAGAAUUCAAAUCACUGAUACCCUUAUUGAAAGUAUUGAUUGUACAAGAGCAAACCUUGCCAACAUGACAAUUACUGCAACUGGUGGUACUCAAUACAAUGGUAGUUAUUAUGAUUUUACAAUAUCAUCGGGUGCUAUCUCACACGGUCAUUAUUUAAAUGUCUCUUAUUGGGUUGAUGGAAUUUAUAGUUUAAACAUCUCUGAUUCUAAAGGUUGUGUUGCUGUUUAUAAUAAUAUCACCAUUAAAAGACCAAAUAAAUGUCAAGUUCAUAAUAUCAAUGGUAUCCAUCCUCAAUUUGGACCAAAUUCAAUUCAAAAUGGUGGAAAUGGAAAUGGAAAUCCUAAAAAAGAUGAUAAAAAUAAACUUGGUCUAAUACUUGGUCUAUGUCUUGGUAUUGGUAUACCUUUUAUUAUAUUAGCCACAGUUUUAACAGUUGUACUAGUAAAGAAAUUUGGCCAUCGUUUCUCAAGAACUCCUACUAUGAGAAACCAACCACGUCCAAAUACUGUACCAGUAUUUAUGGGUGGUAAAAUUCAUAAUAUAGAUAACUUUUAA